AGGUAAUAAACAUUGGAGAAAGAGAAGUACACAGAGCAACACACUGAUACUUUUAGUUUCCGUUUCCCUUCCGCCCGUAUACGAUACAAGAGCUACCACCGGCGGUUUCCUCCGUCAACAUCUUCGCAGAUUUUCCCCGGCGUCCACUAUUGGCCACCGGAUACGACGGUGCGUAUGGCUCAGCCGCCGUUCGAUCCGUACUACCUGUACCAACAAGAUGAUCGGAGCAACAUCAACACGCUCUUCGUGUCGGGGCUCCCGGACGACGUGAAGGCGCGUGAGAUUCACAACCUCUUCCGCCGCCGCCCCGGCUUCGACUCUUGCCAGCUCAAGUACACCGGCCGCGCCAACCAGGUCGUGGCGUUUGCUACGUUUUUCAACCACCAAUCGGCAAUGGCAGCGCUGCACGCCUUGAAUGGUGUGAAAUUUGAUCCUCAAACUGGAUCUGUUUUACAUAUUGAACUUGCCAGGUCAAACUCUAGGAGAAAGCGAAAACCAGGCGGUGGAGCCUACGUGGUUAUAGAUAAAAGGACCAAAGGGGAGCGUGAUGUUCAGGGAUCAUCAAGUGAUGAUGGUGACAGUGACCCUGACGAACCAUCAGAGAGUGACGGCAACCAUGGUGAUUUAUCAACCAUACCAAGUGAUGAUGGAGCUGUUGGUUCUGGCCAUGCUAUACCCGUGGAGCAACAUGAAAAGGGCAGUGCCGGAGGACUGUGUUCCACUCUCUUUAUCGCAAAUCUUGGCCCAAACUGCACUGAAGAUGAAUUAAAGCAAGCCUUUUCUUCAUAUGCUGGAUUCAACAUGGUCAAAAUGCGCUCUAGAGGAGGAAUGCCAGUUGCAUUUGCUGAUUUUGAGGAACUUGAUCAAGCUGCUAAGGUCGUGGAGGAGCUUCAGGGAAGCUUGCUUCCAUCAUCAGAUCGGGGUGGCAUGCACAUAGAAUACGCAAGGUCUAAAAUGAGGAAGCAUUAGGAAAAAAAGUUGGAGGUAAAACAGCUACCGGAUAAUUUGGCUUUUUAGAUCUAAAGUAGUUGCAACAUGUUAAGGGAACAUUAAGAAUGGACAUUCCUUUAGUUAUGCCUCCAAUCAUGUCAUGGGUUAGAAUUAAAGUUUUGCCAGUUGGUAUAGAAGCUUGUAAUACAUGUUAAUCACUAUGUAUAUUGUUUCAAUUUCAAAUUCGUUGAGAUAGUAUCACUGCGAUCAAUCAUCA
Vigna umbellata (rice bean) is the source of this 1207-nucleotide messenger RNA. Its product is annotated as RNA-binding (RRM/RBD/RNP motifs) family protein. Gene Ontology annotation, molecular function: RNA binding. The record is from RefSeq and is a predicted model, not a curated record. NCBI's taxonomy places the organism in Eukaryota, Viridiplantae, Streptophyta, Magnoliopsida, Fabales, Fabaceae.